This is a messenger RNA of Apiotrichum porosum, 2313 nucleotides long. RefSeq lists its product as uncharacterized. Gene Ontology annotation, molecular function: ATP binding; phosphoribosylaminoimidazolesuccinocarboxamide synthase activity; tyrosine-tRNA ligase activity. The transcript has 5 exons. The record is from RefSeq and is a predicted model, not a curated record. Lineage: Eukaryota; Fungi; Basidiomycota; Tremellomycetes; Trichosporonales; Trichosporonaceae. Gene Ontology annotation, cellular component: cytoplasm. Gene Ontology annotation, biological process: 'de novo' IMP biosynthetic process; tyrosyl-tRNA aminoacylation. Bases 1 to 2313 code for a protein of 770 amino acids.
AUGUCCAACGAGCUCGACUUUGCCAGCGACGUCAAGGAGACGGUCACCGUCACCCUUGCGCCCGAGCAGGAGCAGCGUUACGAGCGCAUCACCCGUGGCCUCCAGGAGGUUACCAGCGGUGACAUUAUUCGCAAGGUCCUUGCCGAUGGCGAGACCCCCCGCCUCUACUGGGGUACCGCUACUACUGGCCGCCCCCACAUUGCCUACUGCGUGCCCCUUAUGAAGAUUGCCGACUUCCUCACUGCUGGCGUCCACGUCAAGAUUCUCCUUGCCGAUGUGCACGGUUUCCUCGACGCCGGCAAGUCGACCUGGGAGUCGCUUGCGCACCGUGUCAAGUACUACUCGUUCCUCCUCCACGCCGUGUUCACCUCGCUCGGCGUGCCCACCGACAAGCUCGAGUUCGUCACAGGCUCCAGCUACCAGCUCACCCCUGAGUACACCCUGGACAUGUACAAGUUCCACGCUCUUACUACCGUCAACGCCGCUGCCCACGCCGGUGCUGAUGUCGUCAAGGAGUCGGACUCGCCCGUCAUGAGCUCGCUCCUCUACCCUGGUCUCCAGGCCCUCGACGAGCAGUACCUCGACGUCCACAUGCAGUUCGGUGGUGUUGACCAGCGCAAGAUCUUCAUGUACGCAGCCCACUACCUUCCCCGUCUCGGCUACGCCAAGCGCGCGCACCUUAUGAACGCCAUGGUCCCCGGCCUCUCGGGCGGCAAGAUGUCGUCGUCGGAACCCAAGUCCAAGAUUGACUUCCUCGACUCGGCCGCCGACAUCAAGUCCAAGCUCAAGGCUGCUCUCUGCACUCCCGGUGUUGUCGAGGGCAACGGUGUUCUUGCCUUCCUCAAGAACGUCCUGAUCCCCGUCCAGGAGCUGCGCGAGGAGCAGGCCGCUGCCCGUGGCGAGCAGCGCUACAAUGGCGCCGGCUCGUUUGCCAAGGCCGACUCCCCCGUCGGCACCCUCUUCUCGAUCUCGCGCCCCGAGAAGUUUGGCGGCGACAUGCACUUUGCUUCGUACCAGGCCCUCGAGGAUGCCUACGUCAAGGAGGAGGUCCACCCCGGAGACCUCAAGGGCGGUGUCACCGAGGCGCUUAUUGCCCUCCUCGGCCCCAUCCGCAAGGCCUUUGACGAGUCGCCCGAGUGGCAGGCGGCCGAGGCGGCUGCUUACCCGGGCGCCUCGGUCCUUGAUGGCCCCGGCGGCCCCAAGGUCAAGGAGGUCAAGAAGGUCAAGGCCCCCAAGGCCGACAAGCCCAACCGCCCCCCUACUGAAGAAGAGCGUGCUGCCCUCCGCGCCAAGAAGGAGGAGGAGAAGGCCGCCAAGGCCGCGGCCAAGGCUGCCGCCGCCGGCCCCAGCACCGCUGUCCUCAACACCAACAUGCCCAAGCUUAAGCUUCUCUCCAAGGGCAAGGUGCGCGACAUUUACGCACUCCCCGACGCCGCGGACGCCGACAAGCUCCUCUUUGUCGCUACCGACAGGAUAAGCGCGUACGACGUCAUCAUGGAGAACGGUAUCCCCCAGAAGGGCGCCACCUUGACCAACCUCUCCAUGUUCUGGUUCCACAAGCUCCGUCACGUCAUCCCCAACCACGUCCUCGUCCCCUCGAUCGAGGGUGAUGCCCCCGCCGCUCUCGCUGGCACCACCACUGCCUGGGAGGAGUUCCCUCGUUCGCUCGACGAGUACCGCGAGCAGCUCGAGGGCCGCAGCAUGAUUGUCAAGAAGUGCGAGGUUGUCAAGAUUGAGGCCAUUGUCCGUGGCUACAUUACCGGCUCGGCUUGGUCCGAGUACAAGAAGUCGCAGACUGUCCACACCAUCCCCAUGCCUGCUGGCCUUGUCGAGUCGCAGAAGCUCGCCCAGCCCAUCUUCACCCCUUCGACCAAGGCCGACCUCGGCGACCACGACGAGAACAUUCACCCCGACAAGUGCAAGGACAUUUGCGGCGCCGAGCUCGCGGCCGAGAUUGAGAAGGUUGCCAUCCAGCUCUACACCGAGGCUGCCGAGUACGCCUCUGCCCGUGGCCUCAUCCUUGCCGACACCAAGUUUGAGUUUGGUCUCCUUGACACCCCCAACGGCAAGCAGCUCAUCCUCAUCGACGAGGCCCUCACCCCUGACUCGUCGCGCUACUGGUCGGCCGCCGCCUACAAGGAGGGCCAGCCCCAGGCCUCGUUUGACAAGCAGUACCUCCGCGACUGGCUCACCAACGGUGGCCUCAAGGCCAAGGAGGGCGUUACCCUCCCCGAGGACGUUGUUGCCGAGACCAAGGCAAAGUACGAGGAGGCCCGCGACCGUGUCAUGGGUAACGGCAAGUUUGCUGCCUAA